AUGUUACCUCAACAAGGAAAUAUAAAGGUCGUCGGUACUCCGAAGUCUGGUUUUCCUUCAAACGUUGUGCAAGUUCUUCAGGCUCGUCCUGGACCUAGUGGCACAACUGUUUAUCAAGCUCGACCAUCUCCAGUUCCAGUUCAAUCACUAAUAACAAACCAGUCUAUUCCGAUCAAUACAAAUACAGCUGCGCAGUAUGCCCGUAAACCUCAGGAGAUGACGAUUGUUACUCCGAGUGGAACUUAUAUGGCUAGCCCUUUGCAAGGUCAACAAUUCGGUCAGGUUGUGAAUAUCGGCCAAGGAAAUGUUGGUCUCGCUCAAACACUGAUUGGAGCCCCUGGGGUUGGUUUAGCUCCUCAAUCAGGUUCUGGGACUCCUCAAGCAGGAAAUAAUCUCGCCAACUCAAGGAAACCCUGCAAUUGCACGAAGUCUCAUUGUCUUAAGCUUUACUGUGAGUGCUUUGCACAGGGUCAACUCUGUCAAAAUUGUAAUUGCAAUCACUGCAUGAAUAACCUUGCCUAUGAGGAAGAACGUGGUAGAGCAAUUAAAAUGACGUUGGAGAGAAAUCCAACUGCUUUUCAUCCCAAAAUUGGUCGUGGAGAGGGUGAGAGAAAGCACACUAAGGGCUGCAACUGCAAAAGAAGCGGUUGUCUUAAGAAUUACUGUGAGUGUUAUGAGGCAAAAAUCAGCUGUUCGGAUUUGUGUCGUUGUCUUGGUUGUCGUAAUACUGAGGAUAGUAUUGAAAGAAGGUCUCUUAUGCGUUUGGCUGCUAUGGGAUCACUUCGGUCUAGGCAACCAAAUGCUUUCAGGAAACAUCUUGUGAAGCCUCCCUCUGAAACCAUGCCGCAUGCUUUUAUAUCUUGGGAGACCAUUGAAGCUACCGCGAGCUGUCUACUUGCUCAAGCUGAGGAUGCCGAAAGGCGGGAGUUACCACAGGCUUCACAAGAGCGUCUGAUUAUUGAGGAAUUUAGUCGAACUUUGGAUCGUAUUGUUGAUGCAACUAGCAAGGCUCAACUUCGCUCGAACACCUCUAUCGUUCCUACAGGAUCAGUUCUCUCAGAUGACAUGGUGGGAGGAUUGGGUUCUAGAGGUGGAAACGGAGGUCUAGGAGGCAUCUCUUCCAUUCAUCAUUCAUCUCACCGCCAUCAUGGCAACGAUGACGACGAUUUGGUUGGUGAAGACGAUGGUGAUGAUGACUUCCAAGAUGUUUCAGAGCAGCCACAUGGGGUUGGCGCCGAAGAUGGCACUGAAUGCUUUGAUGAGGAAGAGGGAGAUCCAGAUGACCUGGACAUGCUUGAUCGCCAUCACUAUCAAAGAAGAUCACACCAAGGAGGGGAGUCGUCGGGUUCCGGAAAAAUGCCAUCUGUGAAAUUUAUUUCACGAUCUGGUACCAGCGGACGUUCAUCGUAUUAUUCAAGGAAAGAUCUCCUAUGA
This is a messenger RNA of Rodentolepis nana, 1434 nucleotides long. The record is from the annotation of a GenBank genome assembly. Lineage: Eukaryota; Metazoa; Platyhelminthes; Cestoda; Cyclophyllidea; Hymenolepididae.